AUGCAAACUCCGUCUUCUGGUUCGGCCACGCCGGCCGAUAUAGAAGAUGGACGCGGCCAAAUUCAAAAGCGAUUGACGGUUACUUUCCGCAAUCUCUCAGUUCGAGUGACGGCACCCGAUGCGGCCUUGGGAAGCACGUUAUUAUCAGUGAUUGAUCCUCGCCAGUUUAGUGGACUAUUCAAGAGCAACCAAGUGCCCAAACGGACAAUAUUAAAAGACAUCUCCGGCCAGGUGAAUCCGGGAGAAAUGCUGUUAGUUCUUGGCCGUCCUGGAUCUGGAUGCACAUCCCUUCUUCGUGUUCUGUCCAAUGAUCGGGACACGUUCGACGAGGUUGUGGGUGAAAUCAGAUAUGGAAGCAUGGGCCAUAAAGAGGCCCAACGUUUUCGUCAACAGAUCAUGUUCAACAAUGAGGAUGAUUUACAUUUUCCAACCUUAACCGUGAACCGUACGAUGAAGUUUGCGCUUCGCAACAAAGUUCCCAAUGCGCGCCCUGAGCAUAUGAAAAAGCGGGAAGACUUUGUGCAGGAGAAGAGGACUGACAUCUUGCAGUCUUUGGGUAUUGAACACACCAAGAAAAAUUUGGUUGGGAACGAAUUCAUCCGAGGGGUGUCAGGAGGGGAACGAAAAAGAGUCUCGUUGGCCGAGGUGAUGGCGGGCCAGAGUCCUAUUCAGAUGUGGGACAAUCCCAUCCGCGGUCUUGACUCCAAAUCUGCGGUGGAAUUUGCACGAACUUUACGGCGUGAUGCGGAUGAGAACCAGAAAACAAUCAUCGCGACAAUGUACCAAGCGGGAAACAGUAUCUACGACGAAUUCGACAAGAUCCUGGUGCUGGCUGAAGGACGCGUGACGUACUACGGGGCUCGCGAUCUUGCGCGGAAAUACUUCGAAAACUUGGGGUUCGUUUGUCCCCAAGGCGCCAAUGUCGCAGAUUUCCUUACCGCGGUCACGGUCACCACCGAGCGCAUCAUUCAGCCUGGAAGGGAAGACACAGUCCCCAGUACACCGGAAGAGUUCGAGUCUCGAUACAUCAACAGCUCCAUUUUUCAAGAUCAACUUGACUCCAUAAAGCUGGCCGAGAAAUUGGGCUACGAGGUGGAGGAUCUGAUGAUGGCAGUCGCAAGUGAGAAACGAAAGCAGCAUGUUCCUCGCCAGCAAAGCGUUUACACAGCCACGAUAUGGGACCAGAUUAAGUCCUGCACUCUGCGGCAGUUCCAGAUAAUGUGGGGAGACAAAUUUUCCCUGGUGAUUAAAGUCGCCUCUGCGACCAUUCAAGCUCUGGUGUGUGGUAGUCUUUUCUAUAACCUCCCCGAAGACAGCUCUUCUAUUUUCAUGCGCCCUGGUGUGCUCUUUUUCCCGGUACUUUAUUUCCUCCUGGAAUCCAUGUCCGAGACUACCGCAUCAUUUAUGGGCCGUCCGAUUCUCUCCCGCCAGAAACGCUUUGGCUUCUACCGUCCCACUGCCUAUUGCAUCGCGAAUGCCAUCACCGAUAUUCCUGUGGUGAUAAUUCAAGUUACCUGCUUCUCUCUCAUCUUAUAUUUUAUGGCUGCACUUCAAAUGGAUGCCGGUCGCUUUUUUACUUUUUGGGUCAUCGUUAUUGCCCAGACUCUGUGCUUCAUCCAACUAUUCCGCUCCGUCGGUGCGGUGUGCAAAAAAUUUGGCAAUGCCUCAAAAAUCUCGGGAUUGCUGUCCACCAUCUUUUUUGUGUACGGAGGCGCCUACGCGUUUGAAGCAUUAAUGGCCAAUGAGUUCGUCGACCGGCAGCUGAAGUGUGUCCAGCCGGAUUACAUCCCAUAUGGGAGCUCAUAUUCAAGUGAUCCAUCUCCGUAUCGAGGGUGCUCAGUUCCGGGCAGCGACGAGAACGGAGUCAUUAACGGAGCGGCAUACAUCCGCGAGCAAUACAACUACUCUGUUCACCAUAUAUGGAGGAGUUUUGGUAUUAUCGUGGGAUUUUGGGCUUUCUUCAUUUUCUUGACUGCCGUUGGAUUUGAGCUGCGAAACAGUCAAAGCGGGUCGUCCGUCCUGCUCUACAAGCGCGGGAGCAAAAAAGGUGCCCACCACGACGAAAGCAACCGGCGGUCUGCCCAGCAAAAAAGAGAUUCAAUGGCACUAUCGGGAUCUGUGAAGCAUUCAACCUUUUCGUGGAGCAAUCUCGACUAUCAUGUUCCUUUCCAUGGUGAAAAGAAGCAAUUGUUAAACAAAGUGUUUGGCUUUGUUAAGCCGGGGAGCCUCGUGGCAUUAAUGGGAGCUUCGGGGGCAGGGAAAACAACGCUUCUAGACGUACUUGCCCAACGGAAGGAUACCGGAGAGAUUUAUGGCUCGAUUCUCAUUGAUGGCCGACCACAAGGGAUCAGCUUCCAACGAACCACUGGCUAUUGCGAGCAGAUGGAUGUCCACGAGGCCACUGCAACUGUCAGAGAGGCUUUAGUUUUUUCUGCCGUUCUUCGACAACCAUCUACCAUUUCUUAUGAAGACAAGCUUUCCUAUGUCGACCAUAUUAUUGAGCUUCUGGAGUUGAGUGAUAUCAGUGACGCACUUAUUGGAGUGCCUGGUGAGGGAUUGAGCAUCGAGCAACGGAAGCGAGUAACCCUAGGGGUUGAACUUGUGGCUAAACCGACUUUGCUGUUCUUGGAUGAGCCAACAUCUGGCUUGGAUGGCCAAUCAGCUUACAACAUUGUUCGCUUCCUGCGAAAGCUUGUGGAUGGAGGUCAAGCUGUUCUAUGCACAAUUCACCAGCCAUCGGCCGUCUUAUUCAACGCGUUUGACGGUCUUCUCCUGCUGGCUAAGGGCGGAAAUAUGACAUACUUUGGAGAAACCGGAAAAGACUCAGAUAAGAUCUUGGAUUACUUUGCCCGUCACGGUGCUCCAUGCCCACAGGAUGUCAACCCAGCCGAGCACAUUAUCGAUGUGGUGCAGGGCAAGGCUUCGGGGCAGGUUGACUGGGUCGAAACGUGGAAUCAAUCGGAAGAUCGCAAAAUGGUACUCGCGGAGCUUGAGUCCCUAAACCAAACCAGUAGAUCGGACCCCAGUUAUGAGGAGGAUACGGCGGACUACGCAACUUCAUAUUGGUUUCAGUUUGUCACAGUCUCCAAGCGCCUUAUGGUACAGAUUUGGCGUUCUCCGGAUUAUAUGUGGAACAAAAUUAUUCUGCACAUUUUUGCUGCGCUCUUCAGUGGAUUUACUUUUUGGAAGAUUGGAGAUGGUACCUUCUCUCUCCAAUUACGACUAUUUGCCAUUUUCAACUUCAUCUUCGUGGCCCCAGGUUGUAUCAAUCAGAUGCAACCCUUCUUUCUGCACAAUCGUGACAUCUUCGAGACACGUGAGAAGAAGUCAAAGACUUAUCAUUGGAUUGCGUUCAUUGGAGCCCAGGCUGUUACCGAAAUCCCAUACCUCAUCGUUUGUGCGACUCUGUACUUUCUGUGUUGGUAUUUCACAGCAGGGUUCCCAACAUUGCCCAGUGUCUCUGGUCAUGUUUAUCUCCAGAUGAUCUUUUACGAGCUCUUGUACACUUCCAUUGGUCAGGCUAUCGCAGCAUACGCACCCAAUGAAUACUUUGCUGCUGUCAUGAACCCCGUCUUGAUUGGGGCAGGCUUGAUCAGCUUUUGUGGCGUCGUCGUCCCGUACACCCAGAUGCAACCCUUCUGGAGGUACUGGAUAUACUACCUAGAUCCAUUUACCUACCUUGUUGGCGGUCUGCUUGGUGAAGUAUUAUGGGACGUUUCUGUGAAAUGUGAGCCAUCAGAAUAUGUGCACUUCAAUGCUCCCUUUGGUCAAACAUGCGGGGAAUAUAUGGCCGAAUUUCUGGCAUCGCAAACCGGCUACCUUCUGGAUGCAAAUUCCACCGGGACCUGCUCGUUCUGCCAAUAUUCCAAGGGCGCAGACUACGCCCAAACCUUCAAUCUCAAAGAAAAGUACUAUUCUUGGCGAGACACCGGUAUCACAGCAUUGUUCUGCGUUUCCUCAAAGCCAACCAUUCAAGCAACGGCUUCGGAGGCCGAGUACCCGAGCUUGAACGCCAGUCUGCGCUUCCCCACAUACGCCCUUUUAAAAGCCACCUCUACUCCGAAUACCUCGACUAGCGAUUGUUUUCCCUGCACAAACAUGGCCCCCAUCUUUCGUGCCGAGCAAAUUGGCUCUCUCAUGCGUCCCCCCGAGCUUUUGGCUGUGCGAAAUGCUGCUGGGGUGACAGCCCCGUAUACGCAAAUCCCCAAGGAAGUUCAUGAACCAACCAAGGCUGCCAUCGCUACGGCCGUGGCCAAGCAAUUGGAGCUUGGUAUUCGCCCAAUCAUGUCAGGCGAAUAUGAACGCGUCGUAUUCUACUCAGGUUUCUUCGAGAACCUCGCGGGGAUUGAGGUUAUCAAAGCUAUCCCGAUUCCUGAAGGUUAUCGGACCAGUUUCCCCACAGUCAGAACCCUCCAGGAACUUGGAAUCUCUACUCGUGAUUCCAUUGUGGCUGUGGACCGUAUACGCCACACAUAUAGCCCUUACCUAUCCGAGUGGCAUGCCCUCCGGAGCCUUCUUGCCCCUGAGCAGUGGCGCGAAUGCAAGCUGACAAUGCCACCUGUGACCCAUGGCCAUAUGCAAAUGGCUAUAGGCACUGCCUAUCGCACAUCGGUCUAUAAGGAUGACCGCGAGUACUUUGCCGAUCUUGCAGCCGCGUACGCAGCCGAGUUUCGUGUGCUCUAUGAUGCUGGUUUGCGUUCAAUUCAGAUCGAUGACCCAUGUCUUUUAUUUUUCGUAACAGAUGAGUUCCGGUCAGGUUGCGAAGCAGAUGGGGUUGAAGCGGACGCAUUGCUUGAUUUGUAUAUUUGGGCCCACAACCAAUGUCUGGCGGGAAAACCAGAUGAUCUGCAUGUCGGUCUGCAUCUGUGUCGUGGCAACAUGGCAGGAUCAACACAUAUCAUGACCGGGUCAUACGAACCGAUCGCGAAAAAAUUGUUCGCGGAACUCGAAUACGAGACCUAUUAUCUUGAAUACGAUACUCAGCGCGCUGGUGGAUUUGAACCGCUUCGUCAUUUACCUAUCGGGAAGAAUGUGGUGUUGGGUGUCGUGUCAACCAAGUCGCCAGACAUGGAAGAUAUCGAUGAGCUUAUUGCCAGGGUGAAUGCUGCAGCGAGCGUCAUUGCCCAAGGGCAGGGUCGCAGCACCGCAGAGGUUAUUGCUACCUCUCUAGGUGUCAGUCCCCAAUGUGGAUUUUCCAGCAUGAGUGCAGGGGGAGGGCGUGGGCUUACGAUGGAUCGUAUGUGGGGGAAACUGUUGCUAGUUAAGCAAUUGGCUGAGCGCAUAUGGGGGAACCAGUGA
This is a messenger RNA of Penicillium lagena, 5298 nucleotides long. Its product is annotated as putative ABC multidrug transporter. Gene Ontology annotation, biological process: transmembrane transport. Bases 1 to 5298 code for a protein of 1765 amino acids. Gene Ontology annotation, molecular function: ABC-type transporter activity; 5-methyltetrahydropteroyltriglutamate-homocysteine S-methyltransferase activity; ATP binding. The record is from RefSeq and is a predicted model, not a curated record. NCBI's taxonomy places the organism in Eukaryota, Fungi, Ascomycota, Eurotiomycetes, Eurotiales, Aspergillaceae. Gene Ontology annotation, cellular component: membrane. The transcript is spliced from 16 exons.